ACUGCGCCUGCGCCAAGGGCUUACCGUUGCCAAGCGGUCUUUGUGUCCAUAGCAACAACUAACAAUCGGCUAGAUAAGUGGCUAGACAAAGUAGAUAGAUGGAAAAUUCUUUAUUAUUUCCGCCAAAACAGAACAGCGUGGUUGAAAAGAGAAGCAACUAGAUAAAAGCAUUCAAUAUGCAUACAAAAUAAAACAGGCCAUUCAUCAACUGUAAGUUUUGGAAGCCAGACUACAAAGAUACAGUACUCGGGAUUGCAGAGGCGUAAAGAAGUAUUUACCGAGUUCCGGUAUCAGUAUUUACAACAACAGAAAUUAAUUCGCUUUAGAAAAAAUACUCCGCUGCCUGCCCCAUAAGUUUUGGAGACAAUGGCCAGGAAAAAAAAUUAAAAUGGGCCAUACAUCCCUGUCUUUAUUCGGGCAUGGAGCGGGCACCUUUUAAGAGAACGAAAUUCGAAUUCAAAUAAAAAGUUAUUGAGUUAUUUAUUUAUUCUUAAUCCAUAGACUGAAGUUUCAUAUAAAAGCCCAUAAAGGAUAUAUAUGUUUUUAAACUUACAGAAGGGAUAAUAGCCAAAUUAAUGCUAGCUUCCCUAUCUGCUGGUGUAAUCCCAUUACACAGCACAAUUGUUUUUAAUAAGGCAGUGCGUGCUUGUUUUGUUUUUUUUAAACCUAUUAUGAUAUACCUGUUUGACAAGUUCGAUAGAAAAGAAAAUCUGAAAAUAGAGAGCGCACAUAGGAGCGUCAGAGCAGAUGCUUGUUGCUUCAUAUUGACGAGCUCUCUGAAAGGACAAGGAACAAUGCUUCGCUGGGUCUUGCUUGCUUUGCUCAUUGGCCUCUGUGCCAGUGCUGGGGAACAAAAAGCUAAAAAGAAAGUGAAGAGUCAGUCCUUGUCAAGAGGAUGGGGAGGUGGUAUUAACUGGGCCCAAAAUUAUGAAGACGGCCUAGCAAAAAUGGCCAAGAGUCAGAAACCUCUCAUGGUCAUUCAUCAUAAAGACAACUGCCCACACAGUAAAGACCUGAAGAAGGCAUUUGUUGCGGAUAAGACUAUCCAGAAAAUGGCAAAAGAGGAUUUCAUCAUGCUCAACGUGGUGGAAGAGACUUCGGACAAGAAUCUGGCACCUGACGGUUACUAUGUUCCCAGAAUCCUCUUUGUUGAUCCAACCUUGACUGUGCGCACAGACAUUACUGGAAAGUACAGCAACCACCUCUACACCUACACAGCGAGUAACAUCCAGGACCUGGCCGACAACAUGAAGAAAGCCAAAGUCCUGCUGCACAGCGAACUCUAACGUGGUGCUUGACGUCUCAGCAUCUUCCACACAUGACUGCUCUGUGGCCAGAACUGAAUUAUUUAAAUGCUUUUGGUGCUCAUUAAAACCAAAGUAAAGGAAAAGAAA
Neolamprologus brichardi is the source of this 1394-nucleotide messenger RNA. RefSeq names its product anterior gradient 1 (gene agr1). Gene Ontology annotation, cellular component: endoplasmic reticulum. The record is from RefSeq and is a predicted model, not a curated record. NCBI's taxonomy places the organism in Eukaryota, Metazoa, Chordata, Actinopteri, Cichliformes, Cichlidae.